ACCUCCAUUCAGAGUAAUUCAUUCUGGAGGAGCAGACCAAGAGAUAGCAGGAUUAAAAUGAAGACUGCUUUUGUUCUUCUUUUGAUACUCUUAACCAGUUUUGUGGAUGCCUCACCAGUACUGCCGGAGAAACAAGCCAAACAGAUUUUGAGAACCCGCCGUGAAACAAGAAAACCUGGCUUCCCCGAUGAGCCAAUGAGGGAGUACAUGCUUUACCUCCAACGCUUGGAACAGAGAUCUGAAGAACAAUUCAUGGAGCACUGGCUGAAUCCACACUGCUACCCGCAUUGUGACAGGAAUUUAGUGUACCCUGUGUGAUGUGCUUGGUUCUUUUCCUCUCAGUCAGGACCAUCUUUCUGUGUCCACAAAAAGGAAAUAAAGGCUACGUGAAAUGGAACAAGAUUCAUCUAGUACUCUCUGCAAACGUUUACCAGAGCAUUGAAGCUUUGGGUCCCAAGAUGCCUCUGCAAUCUUAGCCAUCUAGCUCAGCUUUCUUUAUAGUAAUGAGCAUUAUGAAGAACUUAAUUCUGGUAAAUAUCAUUGGCAUAGAUUCUAGAAAUGUGCUCAGCCUUGCUCAUUUGUGCGCUGUAGAAUUGAGCUUUCUAGGGCAGGAAGAGGUAGGUUUCAAGUGCAGGAAUGUGAAAGUUGGCUUAAAAGUUGAGAAGCCAGAUAAAUACAGCCAGACCUUUUAAUGAUCAGGUGAAAGGCCUUCUCCAUCCUGAAUGGUUCCACACACUUUACUAUCAUUGUCCAUCCCUUGAUCAUACAAAUCUAUUGCAUAGUAACAACAUCUUAUGUUGGGUUGGAUCCUGCCUAAAACUGAUGACCGUGCAACAGGAGAGUGUUGGAUUUUUCCAGUUCCUCUCCCCUCCAUUCCUGAGUGUCUCCUGUCCUCCAGGAGCAUUUUUAAGGGGCAUUUUGGGUGGCAGUGGGGGAAGGAGGGAGUUGUGUUCCAUAGAUAGAAAUCCUUCUGUCAGGAGAAAUUGUAGUCCAUGACCUUGUCCACAGUUCUUCCCAACUCUCUCAGCCCCACCUACCUCACAAGAUGUCUGUUGUGGGGAGAGGAAGGGAAAAGAGUUUGUAAGCCCCUUUGAGACUCCAUCCA
Messenger RNA from Sphaerodactylus townsendi, 1105 nucleotides. RefSeq names its product linkage group 03 C17orf67 homolog (gene LG03H17orf67). The transcript has 4 exons. The record is from RefSeq and is a predicted model, not a curated record. NCBI's taxonomy places the organism in Eukaryota, Metazoa, Chordata, Lepidosauria, Squamata, Sphaerodactylidae. Bases 58 to 318 code for a protein of 86 amino acids.